AUGACCGUCUCCUACACUCUUGAGGUGGCGAAUGCCAAGUUUGGGGGCUUCUCCAAGCUGCUGUUCAGGUGGAAGGGAAGCAUCUACAAGCUGCUGUACAAGGAGUUCCUGCUCUUCAGUGGGCUGUACUGCAUCUUCAGUGUUAUGUACAGAUUCUUUCUGACCCCAAAGCAGCAGGAAUUGUUUGAGCUGACAGCCAUUUACUGCGACCAGGUCAAUAAUCUUAUCCCCAUGUCAUUUGUAUUAGGAUUCUACGUGUCCCUGGCCUUUAACCGUUGGUGGGGUCAGUACACCAGCUUCCCGUUGCCGGACAACCUCAUGAUGGCGGUGUCGGGGAACGUCCACGGGACGGACGAACGGGGGCGCUUGCUGCGACGUACGCUGAUGAGAUACGCCAACCUGUCCUCGGUCCUCAUCCUCCGCUCCAUCAGCACGCGCGUGCGCAGACGCUUCCAGAGCCUGGACGACGUCGUGGAAGCGGGCUUUAUGACGCGAGAAGAGAAGAAGAAACUGGAUAACUUGUAUUCUGACUUCAACAAGUACUGGAUGCCGCUGACGUGGUUUUCCAACCUGGCAGCCCAGGCACGCAAGGAGAGGAGAGUGAGGGACGACAUCGCCCUGAGACUGCUCAUGGACGAACUGAAUAACUACCGAGGCAAAUGCAGUAUGCUCUUCCAUUACGACUGGAUCAGCAUCCCGCUCGUGUAUACGCAGGUGGUCACGCUGGCCGUGUACUCAUUCUUCACCUCGUGCCUGAUUGGACGGCAGUUCCUGAACCCCGCUAAAGGAUACAAGGGUCACAGCCUGGACAUGUACAUCCCUGUGUUCACUCUGCUGCAGUUCUUCUUCUAUUUCGGCUGGCUCAAGGUCGGAGAACUGAUCAUCAAUCCUUUUGGAGAGGAUGACGAUGAUUUUGAAACAAACCAGCUGAUUGACCGAAACUUCCAGGUGUCCAUGCUGGCUGUUGAUGACAUGUACCAGAACCUUCCACCCAGUGAGAAGGACAAGUACUGGACGGAGGAAGGCUUCACAAUCCCUUAUAGCCUGGCCACAGCCACCGAGACCCUAAAGCCUUUCAUGGGGUCCACCUACGACAUGAGGUGCAGCCAAUGCCUUUUGCCUCUUACACGCUUUCUCACAUCAAUCACGAGAUACUCGGGGAGUGAGGUCUCCUUGCAGCUACGGACCAUAGAGACACCCGUGACCCCAGUGACCCCGACGCCAAAGGACCAAACAGAGCUCCACUUCCCCGUCCCCACCUUCCCAGCAACCGGGCACCAGAACAACAUCCCAGGAAGCCAGGGGCUACAGCUGCUGCGGCUCCGCGCAGAGAGCAGCACUCCCGAACGGGAAAAGUCAGAAUCUAUAAACGAGGAAGACGCGAAGAUGUUAAGCUGA
Conger conger (European conger) is the source of this 1398-nucleotide messenger RNA. RefSeq names its product bestrophin 4 (gene best4). The record is from RefSeq and is a predicted model, not a curated record. NCBI's taxonomy places the organism in Eukaryota, Metazoa, Chordata, Actinopteri, Anguilliformes, Congridae. The transcript is spliced from 9 exons. Bases 1 to 1398 code for a protein of 465 amino acids. Gene Ontology annotation, molecular function: chloride channel activity.